Messenger RNA from Xiphophorus maculatus (southern platyfish), 1844 nucleotides. Its product is annotated as short coiled-coil protein B-like. The record is from RefSeq and is a predicted model, not a curated record. The transcript is spliced from 4 exons. NCBI's taxonomy places the organism in Eukaryota, Metazoa, Chordata, Actinopteri, Cyprinodontiformes, Poeciliidae. Bases 197 to 436 code for a protein of 79 amino acids. Gene Ontology annotation, cellular component: trans-Golgi network.
CCCUCCAGCGGCUAAGUUGUGUAUAACUUGUCUAAAUCAAACAGAUGGUGUCAAACAUCAGCUAAGCUAACACGUACCAGGCUUCAAAUUUUCCUUCGACGCUUCGCAGUUUAGCGCAGCGCCUCUUCUUUUCCCGCCAUAAGUGUCUCUGAGAGUCGCAGCCCUGCAUUCCAAAAAGGAAGACGAGUACUUCACCAUGAGCUCAGAUGAUGGUGACCUGGAGAACCAGGCUGAGCUGGAGGAGAAGACCAGGCUCAUCAACCAGGUGCUGGAGCUCCAGCACACCUUGGAGGACCUGUCUGCCCGGGUGGAUGCAGUGAAGGAGGAGAACCUGAAGUUGAAGUCGGAGAACCAGGUUCUGGGCCAGUACAUCGAGAACCUCAUGUCUGCCUCUAGUGUCUUCCAGACGACCGACACCAAGAGUAAACGGAAGUAGGCAGAACUUCUGACAUCACUGAGCCAAGUUGGACCCGGAAAGGUCGCAGCGUCUGGCCUCAUGGACUCUUUAAUAACAGCUAGUCUGGGACAUAAAGCCAAGCCUGAAUGUAAAUAUUGGUAUUUAUCUUCACUUGACCACUAGGGGACAGUGUUGCUGUGUUUCGAUAGGUUCUGGAGAGGAGUCAGCCAGAGGAUCAGCAGGGGAUUGGACGAAUCAUGUUAUGAUGUAACGAGCUGUCAUUUCUCAGAAUUUUAGUUUACAUGACUUUUUUUUUCCUAGCAUAGAUUUCAAAACAAAGUUUGAUCAAUUUACACAAUUAUGCGAACGUUUUUUCAAACACAGGUGGAAUUUAGGAAAUCCAAUCCAUUUUUAAUACCUGAAGCACUCAAAUUGUAAAUACUGCGUUAUAACCAAGAUAAUGACAUCACUCAGGUAAACUACACAUUUGCUACAAAAUUUAGUUACGAAGCAGAAAAAAGAAGGGAUAAAAAUAAACCUGUCAUCUUUAUGGCUGCUUUCAAAAAUCUGCAGAGUUCAUCUCAUAUGGGCUGCAACUAAUGGCUAUUUUAGUAACCAAUUAAUCUAUCAAUUAUUCUGAUGAUUAAUCAGACAAAAAAUUGGCACAUUCUACAGAUUUUUCAUUUAAUCAUUCAAGCCUUUUUAUACAUUAAGAGACAAUUAAACAAUUCAAUUCAUUUAAAAAUAACUUUAUUGCCACAGAUGCAGUGCAGUAGCAUUCCUUUAAAUCUGAACCCGGUUGAAGCUAAAACACUUGAGUUUUGUCUAAACAUUUAUAAUGGUGCUUUUAUCUUAAAUUUAAAAUGUAUACAUAUUGUACAGCACGUUGUUUUAAUAGCCAUAUUCACUUUUUUGAGUCUGUAACUUCUAGUUAACAAUUAGUUGACAAUUAUUUCAAUUAAUCACAAUCAGUCCAAUUAAUUGUUUCAGUCCUAGAGAGAUAUCAAUGGCAGAAAAUCAAAUGACGAUGCUGCGUGGCUGCUGAAGGUGAGUGCAGCCGGACAGCCUGUUUUCUUCAUGCUGUCUGAUCAGAGCGGCUCGGUCCGUUGGUUCCACGGUACCAGCUGCUCGCUCUGAAAGCACACAGCCUGAGAUCUGCCCACAUCAUCCUGACGGUCUGCAGAGCGCUGCGGCUCCAGUGUUUGGAGGCGCAGGUGGCCGGAAAGGAGAGAGACGGUUUAUCUGCUGGUUUCUCCACUCUGCUGCCGGACACCAGCAGAGACAACACUGCCCCCUGGUGGUCGCGCAUUCCAUUACGUCCUGUUGUCUGAAACAUGGAGCCUCUGUCCGUGUUCAGGAACCGUCAGUGAGCAGUGACGUGCGGUGAGGUUCAUAGCUGGUGAGGCACUGACGUCAUCAGAAUCAGAUUUGCAAAUAGAUGCAUAGA